Molecule: messenger RNA, 1963 nt
Organism: Pelagomonas calceolata
Lineage: Eukaryota; Pelagophyceae; Pelagomonadales; Pelagomonadaceae
Source: the annotation of a GenBank genome assembly
AUGAAGCGCGGCACGCGCCUGCUCGUGGGGCUCCUCGGCCUCAUCACGGCCCUGCAGCUGUUCCACUCCUACGUCACCUUUACGCGGCACGCGGCGGAGACCGCGGACGCGCACCCGGCCGAGCUGCGCCCCAAGCCGCCGGGCUGGCGCGAACGCUUGCCCAGUGAGAAUGCGCCGCCGCUCGAACGUGAAGAACAACCAGUCAGGGACGCUCGAGGAACAAAACCGCACAUCGUCUACCUGCUCGCGGACGACCUGGGCUGGCACGGCGUCGGCUGGCGGAACCCGGAAGUGCAGACCCCGAAUUUGGAUAGACUCGCGACGAGGGAAGGCUUGCGACUCAGCCAGCACUAUACCUAUAGGACGUGCUCGCCGAGCCGCUCGGCCUUGCUCAGUGGGCGACUCGCGCAUCACGUCAAUCAAGCGAAUCCGAAUCACCGCCACCCGGGCGGCACGAUCGCGGCGUCCCGCGAUUCACGCCAUCGACGCGCGUCGUCUCCAGGAAUGAUGGAAUGAGGUUCCGCGCAGGCGGCGUCGACCUGGGCAUGACGCUAUUACCGCAAGCGCUGAAGGAGCGGGGCUAUGCUACACACAUGCUCGGCAAGUGGCACUUAGGCUUGGGGACCUCGGACCUGGUCCCGACGAAGCGCGGCUUCGACACCUGGCUGGGGUUCUUCGCGGGCGCAGAGGACCACUGGAAUCAUAGAAGGACGGAAUUACGGCGGAGUCUUAUCGAUUUGUGGUUCGACGACGGUCGGGGCGGCGGGCCCGCUACACAAUUCGCGCGGAAGGAUCAGUACGGCGACGAGCUCUUCACGGCGCGCUUCGAGAAAUUAAUCAAGGAGCACCCUCCCCAGAAACCGUUGUUCGUGUACUACGCGUACCAGGUGCCCCACGAGCCGCUGCAGUCGCCGCGCAAGUUCCUGGCGAAGUACACUGAAUUCCGAGAUAUCAAGGGAGAUAAUGAUUGGCACUACGUGGAACGGAACGGUCUAGGAUUGUCCAGGCAAGAAGCUCCGAAAAGGCGGGCGCAAUACCACGCCAUGGUGUCGUACCUCGACCAUUCUGUUGGUAGGGUCGAGCGCGCCCUGAAAAGUAGACAAAUGUGGGAUUCCUCCCUGAUAGUGUUCGCGACGGACAACGGCGGCGCGACGGGCCACGACGCCGACGUCGGGAACAACUGGCCGUUGAGGGGCGCCAAGUACGCAGAUUACGAGGGCGGCGUGCGCGGCGUCUGCUUCGUGACGGGUGGUGUUUUACCUGUUGAUAGGUGGGGCCUGGACCUUACGAACCGACGACAUAGGGUGUCGAUCGCGGACUGGUACGCCACUUUUGUGGAAUUAGCCGGGGGCGUUCUUGAAGAUAGACGCGCGGCCAAAGAACGCCUGCCUCCCUUGGACUCGCGGAGUUUAUGGCCGACGAUUUCGAAGGGGGAGGACGGGCCCCGCUCGCAAGAACUGCCGCUGACGGUGCCCGCGCGCGACGCGAUGCCGGGAAGUGGAGGUGGCCUCAUCCAGGGCCGCCACAAGCUCCUCAUAGGCAACCAGAAGUCGGCGGUGCUCAAUGGGCCUACGUACCCAAAUGGCACAAUACCAAAGCCGCUCGUCGAGUUCUGCAAGCGCGGCUGCCUCUACGAUCUGGACGAGGAUCCGGGCGAGGUCCGCGACUUGGCUUCAGAAAGGAGCGACGUGCUCGAGGUCAUGUUGACGCGCUUCCGCGAGUUGCAGAAAACGGCCUACGCGACGCCGCGCUACGCCGUCUGGCCGGACGAAGCGGCGAUGGCGAGACAUAUCGCCGUCGUCGAGCGCGACUACGCGGGCUUCUGGGGCCCCUAUACCUCUCUCUCUGCUGUUGAGAGGGCGGGGUUCGUCGAUGGGAACUUCCAGCCGUGGGAUAAGCACCACCGGCCCGAUCUGGUGGAGGCGCAAAAGAAGCAGUUGUUGUCUAAAUAAAUGUUAGCUGU